Messenger RNA from Aspergillus vadensis CBS 113365, 950 nucleotides. RefSeq lists its product as uncharacterized. The transcript has a single exon. The coding region runs from base 52 to 618 and encodes 188 amino acids. Lineage: Eukaryota; Fungi; Ascomycota; Eurotiomycetes; Eurotiales; Aspergillaceae. The record is from RefSeq and is a predicted model, not a curated record.
CCGCAUUCAUAUACACUCUCACAUCCCACCUUGCGAACUCGGCCACACAAAAUGUCGGCGUCUUCUGGUACCGGCACUGCUCAACCGCCCACGUCUGCCAGAGAAAGGGCUCUUGCCAUCAAAAAAAGCCAAGAAGACGCACUUUCUCGACUACCGUUGAACACACUUUUCAUUGUUCUUUAUAUACGAUCAGACCCUCCUCGACUGAACGACUUUCACUGGGGUUAUUACUUCCAUGAUACCGCUCAGGGCGGAUGGAAGUACCAUAUGAGAAACCUGGGUAGUGGAUGGAUACCGGAUCACGGCCAGACUGGUGGUGUAUUCAAGUCCAAUUUCCUCUGCACCCUUGUUGAGAUAGCAAGUGUCCCAGUGGCCAAGCAAGAACAGCUCCACCAGAUUAUGAGGUCCCGCGACGGAGACGUCAAUUCUAUUCCCGGCGUCACAUGCCGCGUGUGGCUGAUGGUGAUCUUGGAGUCACUGAUUCAAGCCGGGAUAGUCCGUUGCAACAAUGCUGAAGCAUUGCAGCAGGAGUGCAUAUCUUUUGGGAACCGAUAUAGCGCCGAUGCUGCAAAGAACAGUCAGCCGCGGCCCGUCGUCAGGUCACAGGUGUCCCUUUGAGGCCGAGCCUGUCGUAGAGGCCUUCAGGAUGAUUACGUGGGACUGCUAUUGUUUUGCUCACUUUAUUGUCUGCCGUGCUUAAUCUACACUCCCUCUCCACUUGUUGGGUAUGUUUCAUGUUUGUGUGGUGAUGUGUCGAACUCUCCCUAUUGCUCUUGGGUUCUCCCAACGAUCUUUCGUUUUCAUUGCUUCAAUUUCUCUCGAUUCAUUCGUGGUCCAACCAUACACAUAUUUCGCUCCUUUCAUUCGUGGUUCAACAUAUGUGUUCUGGCAUAUGGUUCUGCCAUCUCAGUAUAAUUAGCUAGUGUGAUAAGAACCACAACGAUCAUUGG